CGCAUGAGAGUGGAGCUAUUGUCAAGCCGGCAAGAUAAAACUCUGGGCACCUAUUCCGGGCUGUCGCUCUCACUGACGGCGCCGUUUCGCCCCAACGUAAUCUCCUUGCCGCACAAACGUGCACAUUUCCCUGCGUCGGCGCUCGUCUAUAGCUGAACCAGGCGGACGUCAAAGACCACUCCCAGAUUGCGCUGUGAGGGACGUCAGCUGGCGUCACUUUGCCUGUAUCGUCAAGGACGCACUGCCCGUUGCUCCCGCUGAAGCAGCGUCGCCUCCGAGGACGGUCUACGCGGUCGCCGACGCGACGUGAACAGCGACGUGCACCUCAUCGGUGCACAUGGGAUGCGUUGAGUCUUGUGACGCAGACGAGGUAGACAGCCGAGCAGCCAUGUCCACGUACCAGCCUCCUCCGCCACCCGGUAGCGACCAGUACGUGCCACCGCCUCCGCCAUCCGACCAGGUAGACAGCUACCAGGCACCCGUGGGAACCGCCUACUGCCCACCACCGGCACCGGACACCGUGGACUCAGCGGCCACCUACCAGCCGCCCACUUUCAGCUACCAGCCGCACAGCGCAGAGUACACGUCAGGCAGCACCUACGUGCCGCCUGCGUACCCCGGCGAUAGCUACCAGCCGCCCAGCGAGCCGGCCUUCUACAGCGGAAGCAGCGCCGGCGACACGUACGCGCCGCCCGCCGCACCGGGUGGCGACGUGUACUGCCCGCCAUCCCUGCCGGGAUACGACGCCCCGCAAGACUGCUACGUGCCUCCGCCGCCUCCGGAAGACUGAUGCCAAUAAAGGAGUACA
This is a messenger RNA of Dermacentor silvarum, 808 nucleotides long. RefSeq lists its product as uncharacterized. The record is from RefSeq and is a predicted model, not a curated record. The transcript is spliced from 4 exons. NCBI's taxonomy places the organism in Eukaryota, Metazoa, Arthropoda, Arachnida, Ixodida, Ixodidae. Bases 338 to 790 code for a protein of 150 amino acids.